AUGCCUGACCGACAUGGUGUUCUUCAAGCCUUGCGGGAGCUGCCCUUGGAUGAGCAGCACAAGGUCUUGGAAGAAUUGCUCAGCUUGAAGCCACUGGGUGCCGCUUUGGAGGCUUGGUGUGACCAAGACUUCUCGCCAUGUGGCAGUGCAGAUCGCCCUCGGGGGAGAUCGUGGGCUGUGCCACUGCAUUGGACUGGUGCUGUCUCUGAACAGAAUGUUACUGGAUGCCCUUGGUGUCGUCGGCCAGUGGCCAUUGCAGCCCAGCUUGCUAUGGACGUGCCAGCCAGAGAUGGAAAUAGAUAUGCAUAUGCGACGCUGUUGUAUGGCCCGGCAUGCCACAAGUACUUCUUGGGUGCCCUGGUGCUUGGGGAAGGUCUUCAACGCUAUGGCAGUGGUAUCACUGCAUUGUUGAUGCAUACACCAGAUGUUCCAAAGAGGUACCUUGAAGCCCUGUCCGCCGCGGGGUGGCUUUGCAGAGAGGUGGAAUAUUUGAGCAAAGUUGCUUGGGCACUGUUCAAGAAUUGGCAAACAAGCCGCUUUAUUGAUGUCUUCACAAAGCUUAGGGUGCUGGAGCAGGAGGACUUCGAUAAAGUCCUCUUUCUGGACUUGGACUUGUUGGUGCGUGAUGGCGGUGAGUCUUUGGCCAAACUUUUUCAUCUUCGGCCGCCAGCAGCCAUGAAGCGCGGUCCUCCCAUUCCAUCCCAUGGUGAUCCCGUGCCUUAUGGAUUGAUAUGGGGUCAUCCAACCAGACGUCAAGGAGAUGAGUUACCGCAACACCAGCAGGCUUCGGGGAUCAAUGCAGGCGUCAUGCUACUGCAACCCAGCAAGUCUGUGCUUCAUGAAAUGAUGUCGGAGGUUCAUGACUAUGACCAUCCCCAACACUAUGGCACUUACAUGCCUGAACAGGAGUACAUCUCCCGGUUCUAUGGGACUUUUGAUCUCUGGACGCAUGUGUCUUGCAACUUCAAUUUUGAGAUCGACAAGAACGAGAGGAUUCCUCAUGACUUCACCAAUGCGCAUGAAGAAGUUCGAAAUGGUGGAUCUGUGGGGCAUAGCGGCGCGGUGAUUCUGCACUUCUCAGGUUGUAGGGUAAAACCUUGGGAUUUGCUGUUUGACGACUGCGACGCACUUCGGACGACCUCUGCAGAAGGCAUUUUGCAGCUCUACCAAGAAGUCUGCAAAGAGGGCCCUAAAGAUCGACUCAGAGGCUACAAGGAUGAGGGCAGGAUCUGGGACGCCAUGCUGGAAUGGCUGGGUCAAUUUCGAGAUGUUUCGCAACGCCUUGUGAAGCAGCAAAUCGACGUCAUGCAAUUGCUGGAGCAGGUGAUCCUGCAGACCAGGGUGCAAAGCUCUCCCCGAGGCUCCACUCCGAUGGAAGGAUAA
Molecule: messenger RNA, 1383 nt
Organism: Durusdinium trenchii
Lineage: Eukaryota; Dinophyceae; Suessiales; Symbiodiniaceae
Source: the annotation of a GenBank genome assembly